GAAAAUCCUAGGUGAUUCAGAACAGGAUUUGGUACUGGCUGAGUCUUUCGCCACAUAUGGUAAUUUUGCACUGAAAUGACCUUAUUCUUCUAUCAAGAUCGGAGUGUUCAGGAUCCAGUCUUUGUGGGCCGUGCUUAGAAGUGUUUACACAGUGGACUUUGGAACUGAACUGAGUUCCAGUGAGAGUCGCAGACGUGCAGCCAUGAUUUUGAAGAAGUGGCUUUUGCUGGUGCUGUGGGUUCACAUGAGCUGCUGGGGCUCAGGAUCAUGUGGGAAGGUGCUGGUCUGGCCCACUGAUGGCAGUCACUGGCUCAACAUAAAACUGGUGCUGGAGGAACUCUCCCUUCGGGGCCACAAUGUGACUGUCCUGGUGCCUUCAACAAGUUUGCUCGUCGAUUACAAUGAGUCCUCUUCCCCAUUUGACUUUGAGGUCCUGCCGGUGCCCUUUACUAAGCAGACCGUGGAAGCCCUGUUGGAGGACUUCCUGCAUCUGUGGAUGUACGAGCUUCCCAAUCUAUCCUACUGGGAGGGCCUGGUGAAACUGACGGAAAGCAUGGCAGUCCUUAUCAGGAUGAUCAAGCAGACCUGUGACAGUGUCGUGCUGAACCCCGGGCUGAUAGCAAAGCUCCGGCAAGCGGGGUUUGAUGUCCUAAUCUCAGACCCUCUUUCUCCGGGCGGUGAGCUGAUAGCAGAGUUGCUUGAAAUCCCUUUUGUCUAUACUUUCCGGUUCUCUGAAGGGAACACAGUGGAACGGCUGUGUGGGGGGCUUCCAGCCCCACCUUCGUACGUACCUGCCAGCACGGGGAGACUGACGGACAGGAUGUCCUUCAUGGAGAGAUUGGAAAACAUGCUCUUUUAUGCUCUUCAGGAUGUUCUGUUUCACCAGGUUUUGUGGAGAGAAUGGAGUCAGUACUACAGCGAUGUGCUGGUCUGGCCCACUGAUGGCAGUCACUGGCUCAACAUAAAACUGGUGCUGGAGGAACUCUCCCUUCGGGGCCACGAUGUGACUGUGCUGGUGCCUUCAGCAAGUUUGUUCGUCAAUUACAAUGAGUCCUCUUCCCCAAUUGACUUUGAGGUCCUGCCGGUGCCCUUUACUAAGCAGACCGUGGAAGCCCUGUUGGAGAACUUCCUGCAUCUGUGGUUGUACGAGCUUCCCAAUCUAUCCUACUGGGAGAUCAUGUUGAAAAUGAAAGAAUCCAUUGAAGUCUUUAUCAAGAUGUCAAAGCAGACCUGUGACAGUGUCGUGCUGAACCCCGGGCUGAUAGCAAAGCUUCGGCAAGCGGGGUUUGAUGUCCUAAUCUCAGACCCUCUUUCUCCGGGCGGUGAGCUGAUAGCAGAGUUUCUUGAAAUCCCUUUUGUCUAUACUUUCCGAUUCUCUGAAGGGAACACAGUGGAGCGGCUGUGUGGGGGGCUUCCAGCCCCACCUUCGUACGUACCUGCCAGCACGGGGAGACUGACGGACAGGAUGUCCUUCAUGGAGAGAUUGGAAAACAUGCUCUUUUAUGCUCUUCAGGAUGUUCUGUUUCACCAGGUUUUGUGGAGAGAAUGGAAUCAGUACUACAGCGAUGUUUUAGGAAGGCCCACGACGCUGUGUGAAACGAUGGGCAAAGCAGAGAUGUGGCUGAUCCGAACGUACUGGGAUUUUGAAUUCCCUCGCCCUUUCCUGCCUAACUUUGAGUUUGUUGGGGGACUCCACUGCAAGCCUGCAAAGCCUUUACCUGAGGAAAUGGAAGAGUUUGUCCAGAGUUCAGGGGAACAUGGUAUCGUGGUGUUUUCUCUUGGCUCAAUGGUUUACAACUUAACCGAGGAGAAAAGUAAAAUGGUUGCCUUGGCCCUCAGCCAGGUUCCACAAAAGGUUCUUUGGAGGUACAAAGGGAAGAAACCAGAAACUUUAGGACCCAACACUAGGAUUUAUGACUGGAUACCCCAGAAUGACCUGCUUGGCCACCCCAAGGCCAAAGCCUUUAUUACUCACGGUGGAACCAAUGGGAUCUAUGAAGCUAUCUACCAUGGGAUUCCCAUGGUUGGGAUUCCCUUGUUCGCUGACCAGCCGGAUAACAUUGUUCACAUGAAGGCGAAAGGAAUGGCAGUCGAGCUGGAUUUUAACACAAUGCAAGCCCAGGAUUUAAUUGAUGCAUUGAAUAUGGUCAUUAACAACUCCAGCUAUAAAGAAAAUGCAGUGAGAUUAUCCCAGAUUCACCACGACCAGCCCAUAAAGCCUCUGGACCGAGCUGUCUUCUGGAUCGAAUUUGUCAUGCGCCAUAAAGGGGCAAAGCACUUGAGACCAGCAGCUCACGAGCUCACCUGGUACCAGUAUCACUGCCUGGACGUCCUGGCGUUCUUGCUCACCUGUGCAGCAGCUGCUGUUUUCAUUGCUGUCAAAUGCUGCUUGUUUUGCUGUAAGAAAUGCGGUAGGAUUGUAAAGAAGAAGAAAAUGGAGUAGAUUUGCUGUUCCCAUGGGCCUGGUUCAGCUUGUUCGUGGUCCUGUUGAUCUAGGCACAUGCUUGAAGUGAGGUGCAUGCUUUAAUACCAUGCGUAGCCAGGGCUGUGUUCUGAUGAAGUAGUAUCAGGAAAGUUGCGCAUUUAGCGAAUGUGAUGUUUACAAUAACUUUCUUUUGGCUUGAGUAAGAAUGAAUACUUAGCUGGAUCCACCAAUCUGACUUCUUCAGUGAUUACACAGGGACUUGUCAGAGGCUAACUGUGGCAAUGAUUUUCGAAAUGUAACUUUCUGGAGACUUUAUUUUAAAAGGACAAAGCCCAGCUGUUUUAGGUCCUUUGCUGUGUCUUCCACCUGCAGGUAUUAAAGUUGAUUUGCCCACCCUGCGAUCUGUGAGAGUGUGUCCUCACUAGAUCAUCCAGAACCAAAGUGUCCAUGUGUCUGUUGGUAUGGCUCCUGGAGGAGCAGACACUGACUAGUUCGGAGCUCAGAUAAGCGAUCUGAUGCUCCUAGAAGAUGCCCGCCAGAAAGGCCAAGACUUCUGAAAAUAGCCAUCUGCCUGUAGGUUCCUAUGUCUAUAUUUAAGUGUCUUAAUAGAUACCCUGAUGUUCGAAUGUUCUGGGCAUGCAGCAGCUGCUUCCGACUUCAUUGGGACAGGCUGGGUGCUCAACAUGUUUGAAAAAUCAGGCUUUUUAGCAACCAUAGUGAGGAUUGAGGAAUUGGAUUUGCAAAGUUAGGUGUGCUGCUCCCAUUGAAUUUCACCAGACUCCCUUGGCCUCCUUCCAAAAUCUCAGCCAAAGAGAAGAACUUCACGUCCCAUGUCUGAAAGCCUUGUCCAGAGUAUAAAAUCGGAAUGGUUGGUGUCGUGAUAUGGAGGCUCCAAUCAUAUCCCUUCUGCAUUGUGUCUCGUGAAAAAUCUUUCCAAAGUUUAAUGAAACUUUGCCCUGAGUUUUAUUUCUUUGGGUGAAGACACAAUUUGAUGGUUGAGAAUUAUAGUGCUGGGAAUUCAGUAGGCAUGUGCUAGAGUGUGGGCCCAAGAAAGGGGGUGGCUGUUAGAAUGGCAGGGAACUCUCUAUGCAGGGAAAAUCACAAUCUCAACAGUGUAGAAAUCCCAGGGGUCAAACCAGUACACAAGGGGAUCCAGGAAAUGGCAGAAUAACUCUAGAGGGGUUUUAUGGGAAUCUAGGUCUGCCCCCUUUGCUCCAUAGUAUCCAGUGCUCAGCCUCCAACCCCUGGCCCAGAGCAACCCAGCAAGCUGAAGAAAGAGCUGCUCCGUCCAACCAAGGUGGGGAAAGUGACUGGGUGUGGUGGAAGGCAUUCCACUGUGUCCCAUCCCCUCCAUACACCAUGCAUGCAUUCUUCUGGCCUGCUGUAUUGGGCUGCCCCAUGCUGCAGGACUCCCUCUUCCCAGUGGUCCCUCUUCUGUGGGGUGUGGAAAGUUAGCCUUAGGGCACAUGGGCUCAGUUCAUCCUGCUCGCUGGCCUCCACAGCAGAAGCAGCAACUUGCACAUCCUGACAGCUGCCAAAGCUCCCUGAAGACUCACAUUAACUUCAGUGGGCUUUGGCUCAGGCCUUAGCUCAUCGUGCCACUAGUAAUUCCCAAGCAUCUGCUGCCAUACACAGGAGUGGGUCACCUGUGCUACAGCAUUCCAGAGCUGGUGGAGAGGACACCUGCCUAAUACCAGGCCUUGUGGCUUCAUUGGUCUGUAAGAGGUUGACUUAAAAUGCUCCACUCCUGGAAACACCAAGUGGAACUGCUAAUUUCCCUCAGUAAUUGGAAAACUUAUUAUCUAUAUAGUGGGCCAACUCCCCAGCAGCUAUAAAUCCCUAUAAAUUGUUCUGUUGAGCGCCAUGAAGCUGUGCCAAUUUUAUAACCGUCAAGGAUCUGUCCCAUUUAUGAUCCUGUGGUUUGCAGUAUUGCGUGGUUGCUACAAUAAGCUAGCCACCAGAUCGUGUUUAAGAAUGCUUUUAAAAUUGCCUUUGUCAGACUUGGGUUGCAUUUGUAAAUGAUCCAGUGCCUAAUGAAAGGCAGCUGACAUUUGCCUGCAGACAAAGCUGCUAGAGAAAACAGUAAGGUUCUUCCUUUACUGCAUAUAUUUUGUUGCCCCACACAAGCUUAUUUUAUUAGCACUAAUUUUUGGAGCUGGUUGUGACAAAUCUUAAGCCUUCGGUUAGUUCAAAGCUAUGUAAACCCUUAAAUAUAGACGAUGGAAAAAUGGCUCUGUUCCUAAAAGCUAAAGCUUUGAUGCUAAACUGAAAAUGGGACACUUCAAUGUUGGUGGCGAUUUAGGAGAAUUUAGAAUCCAGGGCCUACCCUAGCAGAUAUGCUGAGUAUAAGACACACUAAUUUGAAUGGUCACGUUUCUGAGCAUACACUGAGUAUACAGAAAAAUACCUAAAUUGGUCAUCAGCUAUUGAUACUAGAGUUAUGUGAUCUAUCGAGACUCCCCUUGUAGCUGCAGUGCACAGCUGGUGUAAACUGCCCUAUUGUAAUCACUUGGGUGGAGCUAGGCCAGUUCACACCAGAGGAUUAGGUCAAUUAGCUAUUAUAAAAUGUCUACAGAGAGCUACAGAUUGCAUAGGUCUGUGCUGGAACUCUGCAAAAAUCUGUGCCCCUGAUCCUGCAGUGAGAUGCAUGCAGGCUGAACUAAGUCAGUGGGUACUGCAUGUGCCCUAGGGUGUGCCCAUACAGGCAGCUGGCAUGAGCACAGCCUUGAUUGCUGACAUAUAAAACAUUCAGAGAUUUGAUACUGGGAAAUAUGAAGCCAAAGUAAGUUAGCCAGACCUGCUUGGAGGGCGGGGGAAUGGGGGGCAGGAGGGAGAGUUUGUGGAAAGUAUCACUGAGUUUUGACCAGCUGUAGUCUUAAGGCAAAACUGUGAGCCUACUCCAUUAAACCCCAUUAUCAUGACCCUAUCCCUCCAGGAAGAUCUCUGCAUGAGUGAGGGCAUGCACUUUAUUUGAAGGUAAAAGGUCAUACAGAUUCAGGCUCUUGUGUAAUUCAAUGCUUGUUGCACUGGUUGAAUGAGCUAGCUCCCUUCUGUGUGCUGCUUUAAUACCUCUCCAUCGCCACUGCUGCUAACCAAAAUAUUUGCUGCCUAGUGGAUAGAGCUUGGGUUGAUUUGUUAAUAAAAGCAAUUCCUAUUA
Chelonia mydas (Green sea turtle) is the source of this 5582-nucleotide messenger RNA. RefSeq names its product UDP-glucuronosyltransferase 2A1. Lineage: Eukaryota; Metazoa; Chordata; Testudines; Cheloniidae. The coding region runs from base 203 to 2443 and encodes 746 amino acids. The transcript is spliced from 7 exons. The record is from RefSeq and is a predicted model, not a curated record. Gene Ontology annotation, molecular function: UDP-glycosyltransferase activity.